Molecule: messenger RNA, 2616 nt
Organism: Mesitornis unicolor (brown roatelo)
Lineage: Eukaryota; Metazoa; Chordata; Aves; Mesitornithiformes; Mesitornithidae
Gene: SIK2
Product: salt-inducible kinase 2
Exons: 15
Biological process (GO): protein phosphorylation; intracellular signal transduction; microtubule cytoskeleton organization
Cellular component (GO): cytoplasm
Molecular function (GO): ATP binding; protein serine/threonine kinase activity; tau-protein kinase activity
Source: RefSeq, a predicted model, not a curated record
GUGGCAAUAAAAAUCAUUGACAAAUCUCAGCUGGAUGCUGUGAAUCUGGAGAAGAUCUACCGAGAAGUGCAGAUAAUGAAAAUGCUUGAUCACCCACACAUUAUAAAGCUUUACCAGGUGAUGGAGACCAAAAGCAUGUUGUACCUUGUGACAGAAUUUGCCAAAAACGGAGAAAUUUUCGAUUACCUCGCCAGCCAUGGCCGUCUAAGUGAGUCUGAGGCUAGGCGCAAAUUCUGGCAGAUCCUCUCAGCAGUGGAGUAUUGCCAUGGUCGGAAGAUUGUUCACCGUGAUCUGAAAGCUGAAAAUCUUUUGCUUGACAACAACAUGAACAUCAAAAUUGCAGAUUUUGGAUUUGGAAACUUCUAUGAGAGUGGUGAGCCUCUGACGACAUGGUGUGGAAGCCCACCAUAUGCAGCCCCAGAAGUCUUUGAAGGACAGCAAUACGAGGGACCCCAGCUGGAUAUCUGGAGCAUGGGUGUAGUUCUGUAUGUUUUGGUUUGUGGAGCAUUACCUUUUGAUGGACCAACGCUUCCCAUACUGAGGCAACGAGUUCUUGAAGGAAGGUUCAGAAUCCCUUAUUUUAUGUCAGAAGAGUGUGAACAUCUGAUUAGAAGAAUGUUGGUCCUAGACCCAUCCAAACGCUUAUCUAUUGCUCAGAUUAAGGAGCACAAGUGGAUGCUUAUAGAGGUUCCUGCACAGAGACCUAUUCUUUAUCCACCAGGAGAGGAGAAUGAGCCUUCCAUUGGAGAGUAUAAUGAGCAGGUCUUAAGGCUAAUGCACAGCCUGGGAAUAGACCAACAGAAAACUAUUGAGUCUCUGCAGAACAAGAGUUAUAACCACUUUGCUGCUAUCUAUUACUUGUUAGUGGAAAGACUCAAAUCACAUCGGAGUAGCUUCCCCGUGGAACAGAGACUUGAUGCUCGUCAGCGUCGGCCAAGCACCAUUGCUGAGCAGACAGUAGCCAAGGCACAAGCUGUGGUACCCUCAGUUAACUUGCAUUCACAAAAUGCGAGGUUGUUGCAGUCUCCAGGUCUUCCCUCAGCUUCAGGAGCAGAAGCCUUUUCGUUCCCUCCAUCCAGCUGCCAGGGAGAGACAGCAUUUAUGGAGGAAGAAAGAGUUGAGACACCAAAGGUAAAUGGCUGCUUGCUAGAUCCUGUACCUCCCAUGGUGAUGAGGAAAGGAUGCCAAUCACUGCCUACCAGCAUGAUGGAGACUUCUAUUGAUGAAGGAAUAGAGACAGAAGGAGAGUCAGAAGAUGACCCUGCACAGGCAUUUGCAGCCCUCCAAGCAGCUCGCUGUGGGAAGAGACGUCACACUCUGGCAGAAGUUACCAAUCAGCUGGUGAUGAUGCCAGGCACAGGGAAAGUCUACUCAUUGGAUGAAAAUUCCUCUCUGGGCAGCGUUGAUUCUGAGUAUGACAUGGGAUCGAUUCAGAGAGAGAUUAAAUUCCUGGAAGACACCCCUUCCUUGAAAGAAAUGGUGCUAACUAACCAACAAGCAUCCAGAAUGACAACACCGUUCAUAGGUCUGAGACCUGCCAAUCCAGCCAUGCAAGCACUCGCCUCCCAGAAGCGAGAGACCCACAACCGCUCUCCUGUCAGCUUCCGAGAGGGGCGCAGAGCUUCUGACACAUCCCUCACACAAGGAAUUGUAGCAUUUAGACAGCACCUCCAGAAUCUAGCACGAACCAAAGGAAUCCUGGAACUGAACAAAGUCCAGUUGCUGUAUGAACAGAUGGGAUCAGAAGAAGAACCUUCUCCACAGGUACUUGAAACCAGAGAUCAGGCUCUGUCUUUCAGCUUGCCAGAGGAGGAAGCAUCUCAGCAGCAGCAGGAAGCUGCAUCUGCUUUCCCUAAUGGUGCACAUCCCCCAUUAUUAUCCAGACGGCAGAGCUUAGAAACACAGUACUUACAACACAGGCUCCAGAAGCCCACUCUUCUAUCAAAAGCUCAGAAUACUUGCCAGCUGUACUGCAAAGAAUUGCCCCGGAGUCUGGAACAGCAGUUACAGGAACACAGGCUGCAUCAGAAGAGACUCUUUCUCCAGAAGCAGUCCCAGCUGCAGGCCUAUUUUAACCAGAUGCAAAUAGCUGAGAGCUCAUACCCAAGGUCAAGUCAAGUGCCACUUUCAUGCCAGGAGGAGCAGCAGCAGCAACAGCAGCAGCAGCAGCAGCAAUCAACCCAGUUCAGCUUGCAGCAGCCUCUGUGCCCUGUGAUGGAGCCUUCCUCAGAACAAAUGCAAUAUGACCCCUUCCUCAGUCAAUACCAGAAGGUACAGCUGGAUCCACUGCCACCCUCCCAGAUCACCAGCUCAUCACGGUUGUCAUCACCAGUUCAGGUGCAGCAGCCGCCACAGUCCUUACAAUAUUCAUAUCAGACUCGUGAAUUGCCUGUUGUCGCCUCUUCUGAGCCAGACUACCCAGACCAGUGCCAGUAUUCCAUGGACCCAGCACAACAGAGCGGUGUAGCAUUGCCUGACAGCCAGAGCAGCUCAGCAUCUCCCGAGUCCCAGUCAAACUAUGAUACGUUAACCCUCUCGGAAUUGCCUGGACUCUUUGAUUGUGAAAUGAUGGAGACUGUAGAUCCUCAGCACAGUGGCUAUGUCCUGGUGAAUUAA